This is a messenger RNA of Plectropomus leopardus (leopard coralgrouper), 2256 nucleotides long. It is a transcript of the gene jhy, whose product is annotated as junctional cadherin complex regulator. Gene Ontology annotation, biological process: axoneme assembly. The record is from RefSeq and is a predicted model, not a curated record. Lineage: Eukaryota; Metazoa; Chordata; Actinopteri; Perciformes; Serranidae.
AACAUGGAUAAAGAACCCAAACAUGAAGAGAUGUGUCAAGUGUUGAACACUGGUCAAGAGAAGCAUCCUUCUCUGGGACAAGCAGUUCUGGCCAACCUGUGGGACUCUGUGGAGUCGGACACAGAGAGCUUGGCCCAGGAGAGAGCUUACCAACAGCAGCUGCAAAAACGCAUUGGCUACCACAACCAAAACAAGCACAUACUGACACAACAGGAGAACACUGACAGCUUCCAGCAGGGAGAUGGUGAAAAUAAAAAUGCAAGUGAUGAUAAAACUGAAGAUCUGCAGGUUUAUGAUAGCCUUGAUGUAGCAGCAGACCCCCAUGCCGAAAGGAACCCCACCCUGGUACACACUGAAUAUUUGGACACACAAAUAGCUGACAGAGAAGGAUCAAGCCAGCUGCUUAGUGAUGAUGGCUAUUCUGACCUACGCUAUGAACCUAACUGGAAGACCAACCUAAGGGGAGCUGGCUGCCUUAAUGAGAGUCCACACAGUUCAAUUGAGGAAUAUUACCAAGUCCCUAAAAAGCAGUCCAGUCAGUCAUGUGGUGAAGAACAAGGACUUGUAAUAAAAGGAGGAUACAGAUACAUCGUUGACACAAGUCCAGCUGUCAUAGUGACUCCUCACAUGGCUGGCAAUGAGCCCAACCAGCCAUACCGCUUACACCUACAAGAUGAUCAGACCAACUCAGAAACAUCUCCCCACAACCAUGCUUUACAACGUACAUCACCAGAGGCUGACCACUUACAGCCACCAGCCUUCUCCACUAAAACUGAAAGUGACAAAAGCUCCCAGAAAGGACUCAGAGAUAAGCAUGAAUAUAGCUGUGACAGCACUGGGGAUAAUGUUAGCAGAUCUCCUGGGCUGACAGAGGAUGUACGUGCUAUAUCCAUCCAAGAAUUUAAGACCUACCAACAGCAAGAACUGAGACAAGGAGGGUCCACUCAGAACCAGCAAAUGGGCACAUUUCCUAAGGUUUCAUUGAGCAAAAAGCCAGAAAAACCAACAGAGGACAUAGUGGAACGCAACAAAUUAACCCUGGGGCGCAACAAAUCCAAACGUGGCUCCUAUGUGCAUAUGCAUGCACCUAAGCAGGAAACGCCUAAUAAGGUCACCCAGAUCAGCAAAGGGAAGAAAGUGCGGCAGAAAGAGCACCCCAGCCCCUCUCAACAGCAGCAGUACCCUGCUGGGGUAGUCAGAGCUGAACGGGGAGACUGUCUGAGCUCCCCAUCGGAAACACCAGCUGCUAUCAGUCAGCCCAACCCUCAAAAGAUGACCCCAUCACAGCCUUUGGUCCCCGCCGUUCACCCAAACAUCCAGCUCAACUCCUUAUCCCAGCUCCUUCCGUUCAUCCAGCAGAGGGGCCAGGAUGACAUCAUUAACUUAGCAUCUCUUCAUGGUUAUACUGAUUGGAGCCCCGUCCCUGAACCUGAACCUGCCUUGUCCCCGGGAUGUCAACAAAUGAACCCAGGAAAAUCUCGGAAAGGGUUAAAGGCACAUUUUCACCACCAAAACCUGGAGGGUAGCCCCAAACAAUGGCAAAGGACAACUAUGCUAAAAGGGCUAUUAUCCAGUGAAGAAGGGGAUCAGAUGUGGAGUCCAAAUGAGGUUCACACUAAACAAUUCCACAAAAACCUUCCCAGGACACCCACCACCCCUUCGUCACUGGGCUCAGGUGGCUACACAGUUCUGCCCCCUAUACGACCAUCACUGACAGGGGAAGAGUCUGACCUGAGCCCUGGUCAGAGUGUGAACACAGCCAUUCACAGAAGCAGCUCUGACGGCUACCUGGUUCAGAUGCAGAAACAGAAGCAGCUGAGGGCAAGGGUCACUUACAAGGCAUACAGUCUUAAAGACUACAAGCAGCUAAAGUCUGAUAUAAAUCUGCGAGGUCUUGGACCUGACUACACAGCCAUUGAAAAGACUGCUGAGAAAAUGAAACGACAGAAGUUGUAUUCAAAUGUGAUCCGCGAGCAGAACAAAAAGAUAAGGAGGAUUCCCUUUCUACUGGCCAAGGACCUGGAAGGCAAUGACAAGAAAGUUCCCAGGAUAAAGGCCUUGGAAUAUGCUAAGACUAUCGCUAAACCCCCAGUACAGUCUCAACCAAAACAGAGACAGAAAGACCAAUCCGAGGACUUCAUUGAGCACACUCCAUACACAGAGGAUUUGGGCAACUCCCAGCUGGAGAUCCUCAGAAAACGGCAUGAACAAGAAAAGCAGGCUGUGGCACACUUAAGAAAAGUACACGCUGUCUGA